Molecule: messenger RNA, 4321 nt
Organism: Nerophis lumbriciformis (worm pipefish)
Lineage: Eukaryota; Metazoa; Chordata; Actinopteri; Syngnathiformes; Syngnathidae
Gene: ect2l
Product: epithelial cell transforming 2 like
Molecular function (GO): protein binding; guanyl-nucleotide exchange factor activity
Source: RefSeq, a predicted model, not a curated record
UGGUUAAACCGGUCCCUGGUGCAAAAAAGGUUGGGGGGCCCUGCUAUACAGAAUAUUGUGUUAUUUAUUAGACGUUAUCCAAGUGCCAUCUUGUGGUAUAGCCCGAAACUACACUACUCAAUUGUAAUCAAAACCUUUACAUUUAAAAUGAAAAUACAGGUUUAUUUAAAAAAAAAAAAUGGCCCGAUUAGUCGACGGACUUUUUCUAAAAAAAAAAUAAAAAAAUUGGAGGACAUUGCUGGAGCCGCUGAAUCAUCUGUGAAGGAAUGUGUUGAUGUGUAACCAUGGUUACCUGGGCAUCCUCACCAUUUGGACAUCAAUUAUGGAAGACAACUUAAACGCGAAGCGACACUCGGUGACGCCGUGGAAGCCUGGCGUGACCGACCAUGACGCGCACCGCCGGGCCUCGGACGCGCGCUUCAGCUGCUGGACUCCACUGAACAACCAAACCAGCAACAUGCAGUUAUUUGAGGAGAGGAUCAACCUGAUACUCCACUGGUUUGAUCUGUGGACAGACCGACAAAGGAAACACAUGCUGCAUUCCGUGCUCGCACGCUGCACCAAGCCCCAACUCAGGUCCUGUAGAGAUCUGCUGGUCAAAACUCUUCCGGUGACUCGAGUGGAUAUGGCGGCGGUUUUGCCUCGCUUCCUGUCACUGUACAUCAUGUCAUUCCUGUCCCCUCUGGACCUCUGCUAUGCUGCCCAAGUCAGCUGGCACUGGAGAUUAUUGUCUGAACAGGACUGUCUGUGGGCGGGACGCUGCAUCCGACAGGGCUGGUUUCUUCCCUACACACCUGGAGAAAAGGAGUUUGGUGUCUGGAAGAACCACUACAUCUACUGCGUCAACACACUGGACCGGCUGACCCCCCGUGAGGCAGCACGACAGUACGGAACCCUCAACCAACCUAGCGACGAGCCAGCGGAGGAAGUAGAGGAGAGGCUGCAAAAGAGGAUGGUCCGGCAGAGUAUCAGAGCGAAGAUUGAAGAGGAGAAGAGGAUGUCACUGACUUCCAGGAGAGCCUGGAGCAGCAGCACAAAAUUGGGGGAAUCUGGAGGUGGUAGCAUCCAAACCAGAAUUUCCUGGUCCCCAAGGACUUUCGAACCUCCAGGCGUCAGCCUGAGCACAAGCAGAGGGCUGAGUUUAGAGCGAGCCAUGUCAUUCAGCAGAGCCAGCGGCCCACAUUCCACCUUCACCUCCAGACCUGCAUCGCUUCAAGCUCAUCAACCACAUUCUGCAAUCCGCAUGCUGCUGGUCUCCAAUAGAAUCCCUGCCUAUGAGCUGGUGCUGAGUGGUGCCAAAGCUGAAGUGGAUGUGGUUCUCUAUGACCACAUGGGGACCUUUUCUGCGCUGUUGUCCCAGGUGGAGAGGGCUGUUUCUGGGCGCACGGUUCAAAGGAUUGGCCUGUUAGCUCCAGGAGGAACAGAGGAAAUCCACUUGUUUAACCACAACUGCCUAUCAGACAGAACCCUGCUCACUCCCGCGCACCAAGAAUUCUGGCAAAAACUGUGCGUCUUGGUUGCCCCUUCAGACCAAGGCGGUGGGAUUGACAUCUUCUCGCCACUUGCAGCAUCAAUUUCAGGAGUGGCGCUCAUGCAGACUCUGUCCACUCUGACGGGUCUGAAGGUUUGGGCACCGAUGGGUCUUGCCACUGGAAGUUUUCAGAAUAUCUUGAGUGAGUGGUCUGAUGGUAGCGUUGGUGCUGGCGGGAUCUCCAGCCAACAACUAGGAGGUCCAGCACUCCAGUACGUCAGUGCCCAAGUCUUACAGAGCUGGUGUAGACAAACCCAGUGGAUGGAGGAGGCAUUGGGCGAGAUGCGAAAGUCCUUGGAGCCUUGUCUGCAACAGGCCAGCCUACAAGCACGGGGUCGAGCUCUAGGUCAUUCCCUGUGGGAGAGAGUUAGUCUUGAGGAUAUGUGUUUGUCUGAAGACCUUAGCCAGGCGCUCACUGAGGGACUCACUGCUCUCAGCAAACAGAAAGAUACGAAACCUUUGGAGUUUCUCGCCACUUUUUUGACAAGGUGGAAGGGUGCGAAGGGGGCCGCAGAGGCAAACCGAACAGAUGAUGUCUCUCAGAAUUUGGGACAUGCCAAGGUGCAAAUGGACUGGAGAGGUGUUGUCGCGAGAGAGUUACAUCACAGCGAGCUUCUGUACAUCAGCAGACUGGAAGCUCUUGUGAAGGCAUACCAGGAGCCUCUCACAGCAGCCCUCAACUCCAACAGAGCCAUCCUCAGUUCCGCUGAUGUUCACGUUGUCCUGAGCCCCGUAGCGCACAUUCUGAACGUCAACAGGGGGUUCCAGGUAGCUUUAGAAAACAGGCUGCAAAAGUGGGGUGCGGAGCAGUGUGUCGGUGAUGUGUGUCUGGAACUCUGCACACAACUCAGAGUGUACACAAACUACUUCAACAACUACACUACUGCCCUCAGCACCAUCGACAAGCGUAGGGAAACAAAACCGGCGUUUCGAGCUUUCCUGAAGAGAACUGACAGGACUCUGACAACACACAUGUUGAGUCUGCAGGAGCUGCUGCUGUGUCCGAUGUGGAGAAUCCAGGAGUACACAACUCUCUUACAAGCGCUCACCGUGCACACACACAGCGGUCACCCUGAUCACACACACCUCUCGUCCGCCCUCAACACGUUGCAGCGAUGCACACAGUUCAUCCAAGAGCUAAAGCGCAACUGUGAAAAAGAUUGGCUGUUGGAGGAAACCCAAAAAAUGAUACAAGGCUGUCCGAGUCUCAGAGAGGGGAAUCGACAGCUAAUAACCAGUCAGGAUGCUGCCAUGGUCCAGAGUCCCAGUGAAGACAUACCAGAGUCUCUCAGGAUCUUUGAGCAUGUGGCGGAUGUUGGCCUCUUCCUGUUCACGGAUGCACUGGUGUUGACACGGAGGAAAAAGCAACACACGCCAUUCACCGUGGUGCACAGGAGCACGCAUACCUUCCUGGCAUCCGUAGAGCUCGCCAGCCUCGCCGUGAGGAACAUCUUAAACUCACGCUACGUGAGCCACGCCUUCGUCCUGGAGGGUCCCUGUCGGUCGUGGGUGUGCACCACCGAGCACGGGGAGGAGAUGGAGCACUUCCUGUGUGUGCUGAGAAGCACCAUGCAGACAGCCCUGACAAUGUCGUGAUCAGCGGCGGAGAGAACUGUAGCGCUUCCAGACUGACACUGAAGAAGGUUGUAGAGUGAAUACACAUUGGCGUUGUUAGGCCUAUUUUAAGGGGGCUCAAGCCCCCCUAAAAUAUUCUUAAGCCCCCCUAAAUAAUUUGGUGUUUUUUUGUUUUUUUUUACAAAUAAAUGCCGACAUAUUCAUUAUAAAGUGGCCCAAAUAUGAGUUUAAAUAAAUAAUCAUAUAACCUGUUAUUAUUCACUCAGUUUCCCCUCACUUCGUAGCGUAAGGUAGAGAGCCCCUUUCGUGCGUCGGUAUCCAAUCCAUUCCACUUGUUCAUAUAGAAAAUGCCCACAUCACUCAAAUUCCAGCCCGCAUUUUCUCUGCGACCUUGCUUGCGGUCCUGCAGGUGUACGAAGCACAUUAUCUUCCUUUACAAUGAGUGAAGCUGCACAAAACCUUGUGUGUGCAAUUGUAAAUCAUUUAUUUUUUAAGUUUUGUGUUUCUUGUAGAAUCUAUAUAAAGUAAUAUACAUAAGCCUAUUGUUAAAAUAAUGAAAAAAACAUCAUUAAAUAUAUUUGUUUUACUGUAUUGUUACAUUAAUAGCUGUUUUAUUAUUAUAGGAUGGCUUGUUAAACAUUUAAUAGGAUUUUCAGAGGGAGGAAAAACCAAGACAUUUAAUAUAAAAUGUAAAAUGAAUAAAUACAUAAAAAGAAAAAGAAAAUAUAUGGUUAAAAGCCAUCGUCCCGGGGAGCAUUUCAUUUCGUCCCGUGCAUUUAAAAAAAAUAAUAAUAAUAACAAUGAAUAAUUUCUAAGUCUUUGUUAGCCGUUUGUGAAGUUUUGUGCUCGUGCGUAACAUUCGCUCGCAUCCUGUGCAUCUCCUGGGGGCAAAGCCCCCCCUGUCCUUAAAAGCUAGUGACGCCCCUGUGAAUACGCAUCGUUUUCAAUAUACAGUCGUGGUCAAAAGCUUACAUACACUUGUAAAGAACAUAAUGUCAUGGCCAAUGUUCCCUCUAAUUGUUCAUGUGUGUGAGCAUAGGCAAAAAGUCCCUGAGCAUUCAGCGGAGCCCAUGUGAGCAACAUCAGACGUGCACACUGUGGCUACACCAGCAGCACACCCGUCCCAAACCUGACUAAGUCCCCACCUCAUCGCAGAGCCAACACAGAUAGACAGACAACAUUCUCUUAUUAUUAUAAUCAAAUGACAGCAGUCAU